AUGGGAGAUGGACCCUCCAGGAAGCUGGGCUUCAUCCAGGACAUCCUGCUCAUUCUUGUCUCAAGUACUGCCAUGUACUAUAUUGCGAAGAGUGUGGUAUCAAGUCUGCCACUAGCAACAGAUCCCGAGAAGGAGCAACAUGAGCAAGCCCGCAUUCGCGCUGCAGCCAACCUCCGCAGAUUAGACAAGUCGAGGCGCGAAGAUGAUUCGGAGGAUGAUUCGGGGCAUGGCACUGAGUCCUCAAGGCGGCCUCGCAAGGAGGAUCUAAGUUUGGAUCAAUACGAGAGUCAGAUAGCCAUGGAAGUGGUGUCUCCUGAGGAUAUACCUGUCGGUUUUGAUGAUAUUGGUGGUCUGGACGAUAUUAUCGAAGAACUGAAGGAGUCAGUUAUCUACCCACUCACAAUGCCUCAUCUAUAUUCUCAAUCGUCUUCAUUACUGGCCGCACCCUCCGGAGUACUUCUGUAUGGUCCACCGGGUUGUGGCAAGACUAUGCUUGCAAAAGCCCUUGCGCAUGAGAGUGGAGCGUGCUUCAUUAAUUUGCACAUUUCGACACUGACCGAGAAGUGGUAUGGAGAUUCCAACAAGCUAGUGCGAGCAGUGUUCUCGUUAGCUCGGAAGUUGCAACCAGCCAUUGUGUUUAUUGAUGAGAUAGAUGCAGUCCUUGGACAGAGACGUAGUGGAGAACAUGAAGCUAGCGGCAUGGUGAAAGCAGAGUUUAUGACAUUAUGGGAUGGUCUCACUUCAUCAAACGCAGUCGGACUUCCUGCACGAAUCAUGAUUCUUGGAGCAACAAACCGAAUUCAAGAUAUUGAUGAGGCAAUUUUGAGAAGAAUGCCCAAGAAGUUUCCAGUUUCCCUACCAUCAAACUCCCAGAGACGGAGAAUCUUGAAGCUCAUCCUGAAAGAGACCAAGACCGAUCCAGAACAUUUCGAUAUCGAGUAUCUUACCCGUGUUAUGGCAGGCAUGUCAGGCAGUGAUAUCAAAGAAGCAUGCAGAGAUGCUGCGAUGGUACCCGUUCGGGAAUUCAUCAAGCAACAGCGAGAGCAAGGAGUUGCAAUGUCUGGUGUCAGAUCUGAGUUGGUUCGAGGUGUUAGAACAGAAGACUUCUUCGGGCGGAAGGGGGGCGGGCAAAUCAUCAAGGACAACCAUGCACGCCACUCAGCGAAACAGGUCCAGAAGCAGAAGAAGGCCGAAGGAUCAAGUGAUGAUUAUGAAGAUGUUGAUGAGGAAGCAGAGUCGAUGGAUUGA
This is a messenger RNA of Cadophora gregata, 1248 nucleotides long. RefSeq lists its product as uncharacterized. The transcript is spliced from 4 exons. Bases 1 to 1248 code for a protein of 415 amino acids. Gene Ontology annotation, molecular function: ATP binding; ATP hydrolysis activity. Lineage: Eukaryota; Fungi; Ascomycota; Leotiomycetes; Helotiales; Ploettnerulaceae. The record is from RefSeq and is a predicted model, not a curated record. Gene Ontology annotation, cellular component: mitochondrial outer membrane.